Messenger RNA from Striga asiatica, 2339 nucleotides. The record is from the annotation of a GenBank genome assembly. NCBI's taxonomy places the organism in Eukaryota, Viridiplantae, Streptophyta, Magnoliopsida, Lamiales, Orobanchaceae.
AAAGANAAAAAAAAAAAAAAAGGAAAAAAGACCCCUCUGAUUCAUUAUCAAGUCUCUAGCUGCUGGCAAUAAAUAUCAGAGCCCAUACAUAGAGAAGAAAGUUUUUUGUAUGGCUUCAAAUCACCCAAUAAACUGCCCACCAUUUGACUUUUCUGCAAAGUAUUAUUACCAUGGAGAAAGUGGCAGUUGUGUGAGGCAGAGCAGUUUUUUUGGAGGCAAAGCCGUGCUCAAUCAAGGGAUUGGAUACUCUGUUAUUCUUGGAUUUGGCGCCUUUUUUGCUGUUUUCACCUCUUUCCUGGUAUGGCUUGAAAAGAGAUAUGUUGGAUCUCGUCAUACGUCCGAAUGGUUCAAUACCGCUGGUAGAAAUGUCAAAACGGGCCUAAUUGCCAGCGUAAUCGUCUCCCAGGUACUACUCUUUGGUGUAAUGGCCAUCGAGAUCAAAAGAAAAGCUCCUCGCGCACACACUGUUUGUGAAAUUGUCAAGGCGAGAUGGGGAACUGCAGCUCAUGUUGUGUUUCUAACAUUUUGCUUCAUGACGAACAUUAUUGUGACUGCCAUGCUCCUUCUCGGUGGCUCUGCAGUUGUGAAUGCCCUAACAGGCGUGAACAUUUAUGCUGCAAGUUUCUUAAUACCUCUUGGUGUUAUAGUGUACACAUUAGCUGGAGGCCUAAAGGCCACCUUUUUGGCAAGCUACAUUCAUUCUGUAAUAGUACAUGUAGUUUUGGUCAUAUUUGUGUACCUAGUGUAUGUUUCGAGCAGUGAACUCGGUAGCCCAAGCAUCGUAUACAGACGCCUGCUCGAGAUCGCCAGCAAGGCACGAAACUGUGAAGAUCCAAUUUCCCACGCCGGCCAAUCUUGUGGGCCCGUCACAGGUAACCACAAAGGCUCUUAUGCCACGAUGCUGAGCUCUGGAGGCCUUGUCUUUGGCAUAAUCAACAUCGUCGGGAAUUUCGGUACAGUUUUUGUUGACAAUGGGUAUUGGGUGAGUGCGAUUGCUGCUAGGCCAUCUUCAACUCAUAAGGGCUAUUUGUUGGGUGGACUAGUGUGGUUUGCUGUACCAUUUUCUCUUGCAACUUCACUUGGGUUAGGAGCAUUGGCACUUGAUUUGCCGCUAACUGCAGCCGAGGCGAGUCACGGGCUCGUCCCGCCUGCUACAGCAAUUGCCUUGAUGGGGAAGGGAGGAUCCAUACUUCUUCUCACCAUGCUUUUUAUGGCCGUCACGUCCGCGGGCUCCUCCGAGCUAAUCGCCGUCUCGUCUCUAUGCACGUACGACAUAUACCGCACAUACAUAAAUCCCCACGCGACCGGAAAACAAAUUCUCAAAGUGUCGAGGGCCGUUGUCUUAACAUUCGGCUGUCUCAUGGGAAUCCUAGCCGUCAUCCUAAACAAAGCCGGCGUGUCCCUCGGUUGGAUGUACUUAGCAAUGGGUGUCUUCAUAGGCUCCGCCGUCAUCCCCAUAGCCUUCUUGCUCCUCUCGACAAAAGCGAAUGCAAAAGGCGCCGUUUUCGGCACGAUCUUCGGUUGCUUGCUCGGGAUCACGACUUGGCUCACGGUCACCAAAGUCGAGUACGGGCGAGUGAAUCUCGACACGACCGGGAGGAACGGGCCCAUGUUGGCGGGUAACUUGGUUUCGAUACUCGUGGGUGGGGCGAUUCACGGCGUGUGUAGUUUGAUUUGGCCGCAAGAUUACGAUUGGGGGACGACUAAGAAAAUUACGAUGGUCGAGAAGGAUGAUAAGAGCGAGUUGUCAGCUGACGAGUUUAAGGAGGAGAAGUUGAGUAGGGCAAAGGGGUGGAUUGUGAAAUGGGGGCAAUUCAGCAAGGGAUACUUCACAUUCUGGGCAGUGAUUGCCAUUGCGUGGGGCACAAUUGCUUCGGCCGUGAUCAUAGCUCUGCCGUUAAUCGAAAGCCGGGAGACGAUUCGAAACGUAAUUCUUGGCAUGUUCACGAACGACAGGUUAAUGGAGAAAAUGGAAGAGAUUAACUUGAAGCUGCAAACGAUCAUCUCAUCGAUGCCGGAAGUGGAAAGAGCUUACUUGCUCGAGAAAGGGAAGAUGAAGAAAAAAGAAGCGUUGGAAAUAGAUCAAGUUCAUAUCUUGCCCGCGUAAUGUUUUAGUAUCAAUGAUAGUUGAAUAAAGUAAAUGUUCAAACAGAUUUUAACAUAUGCAGUGUUCAUUACAUAUUACUUGAGGCUUCAUUUGUCUUUAGAAAUUGCUCAUUACUUUUUUUUUUUUUNUUUUUUUUUUUUUAGUGCAUGAUUCUCUAUUUUGAACUAAUAAUACCAGUACAAGAAAAUAUGUGGAGAUCAGCAAAAAUAUAUUUUAGGGUGCCAAUUUGUCC